Pistacia vera is the source of this 2232-nucleotide messenger RNA. RefSeq names its product disease resistance protein RGA2-like. The record is from RefSeq and is a predicted model, not a curated record. NCBI's taxonomy places the organism in Eukaryota, Viridiplantae, Streptophyta, Magnoliopsida, Sapindales, Anacardiaceae. The transcript has a single exon. The coding region runs from base 1 to 2232 and encodes 743 amino acids. Gene Ontology annotation, biological process: defense response to other organism. Gene Ontology annotation, molecular function: ADP binding.
AUGGGGGGAAUUGGAAAAACAACUCUUGCUCAAUUUGCCUACAAUAACAAUCAGGUAGAGAGCAAUUUUGAUAAAAUAAUAUGGGUGUGUGUAUCGGACCCUUUUGAUGAGAUUAGGAUCGCCAAAGUGAUUCUUGAAUCUCUCGAAGGUUGUACUCCUAAUGUCGUAGAAUUACAAUCUCUUUUUCAACGUAUUUGUAACUCUAUUAAGAAUAAAAAAUUUCUCCUCAUUUUAGAUGACGUAUGGACUGACGAUUACAAGAAAUGGGAACCAUUCUAUAAUUGUUUAAAGAAUAGUCUCAAUGGAAGUAAAAUUUUAAUUACCACACGUAAAGAGUCGGUUGCACGUAUGAUGAAUUCAAUUGAUAUUAUCAAUAUUAAUGAAUUGUCCUAUGAGGAGAAUUGGUUAUUGUUUAGAAAGCUAGCUCUUUCUGAAAGAGCUCCUGGUGAGUAUGAAGAUUUAGAAGAAAUUGGUGAAAAAAUAGUUAGGAAAUGCAAGGGGUUACCUCUUGCUACAAAAACUAUUGGGAGUCUCUUGCGGCUUAAAAAAUCUAAAGACCAAUGGCAACUUGUUUUAGGUAGUGAAUUGUGGAAAUUGGAAAAUGUUGAAAAAGGUCUUUUAACCCCUUUGAUGUUGAGUUAUAAUGAUUUACCACCAAGGGUAAAACGGUGUUUUAUAUAUUGUUCUAUCUUUCCAAAAGAUUAUGGUUAUAUGUUUAAAGAUACAUUGAUUGAUUUAUGGAUGACUCAAGGUUAUCUUAGGUUGGAAAAUGAUGAUGAGAAUGAGGAGAUAAUUGGUGAAGAAUAUGUUGAGUAUUUAGUGAGCAGAUCUCUCUUACAAGACAAUGAAUUUUACGGUUAUAAGAUGCAUGAUAUAGUGCACGACUUUGCACAAUUUUUAGGUAACAAUGAAUGUCUUUCUGUAGAAGUCCAUGGUGUCGAAGACCCACUAACAAACUCUUCUCAUGACAAAGUUCGUCAUUUAAUGUUAACUCUUAAAGGACCUAGGGCUUCAUUUCCUGAAUCUACUUGUAGAUUCAAAUGGCUACGUAGUCUCUUACUUACAUUUGAUAAUGGUUGCUUGGCUAGUGAUGUUUUAGCAAGGUUAUUUAAUGAAUUGACAUGUUUACGGGUAUUAAAGGUAGAAGCUAUAUUUGAUUUUGAAGAGAUUCCAAAAGAGAUAGGAAAAUUGAUACAUUUGAGGCACCUUGAUUGGGAUAACCGACUUCACCAUCGUACAAUUAAAUUACCUAAAAGUUUGUGUGAAUUAUAUAAUUUACACACUCUUCGUCUUUCUUGUGGUGAGCUCAAAGAAUUACCUCAAGGGAUGGAAAAACUAGUAAACUUGAGGCGUUUGAAAUUUGAAAAUAUUUAUUUUACACUACUUUACAUGCCAAAAGGGAUUGAGAAAUUAACCGGUCUUCGAAGAUUAAGUGAAUUAGUUAUAAGUGGUGAAGGCGAUCAUGAUAACAAAGCAUGUACACUUGAAGGAUUGAAAAAUUUGAAUCAACUUGAAGGGAGCCUUAUAGUUAGAGGGUUUGGAAAUUUAAGAAAUGUGAGCGAUGGUGAACUUACAGAAGUAUUUAAUAAAAAGGAAAAACUCUCUCAGUUGAUAUUAAAUUUUGAUGAACGUGAAGAAGGGGAAAGAUUAGGCGAGGAUGAUGAACUAAUCCUAAAAACCUUACAACCACCGCCAAAUUUAGAGAAUUUAUAUAUAUCGUCCUACAGAGGCAACACAUUUCCUUCCAGUUGGAUGACGUUAACCAAACUGAAGGUGUUAGAUUUUUGGGGUUGCUCGAACUGUAAGCAUUUGCAUCAUUUGGGAAAGUUGCCAUUGCUUGAAACUCUAUUUUUAGGAGCAAUGUCCAGUGUGAAAAAAGUGGAUAAUGAUUUUUGGGGAAUAGACAGUGAGACCUCAUCAUCAUCUUCAUUGUCUGUUCACUUUCCCAAAUUGAUAGAAUUCAGUUUCUGGGACACGGAAGAAUGGGAAGAGUGGGAUUGCAAGGGAGAGGAAUUCAUGCCAUGUCUUGCUCGCUUGAGUAUUGUACGCUGCCCCAAGUUAAAGGCACUGCCAGACAGCCUUCUGCAGAGGACAACACUCAAGGAAUUGAACUUUAGUGAAUGUCCUAUUCUAAGUGAACGAUACAAGAAGGAAACAGGAGAGGACUGGCCCAAGAUCUCUCACAUCCCUAAUAUAGAUAUUGAUUGUCGAUAUGUGCAACGAGAGCAAUAA